Messenger RNA from Debaryomyces fabryi, 1497 nucleotides. RefSeq names its product asparagine--tRNA ligase. Gene Ontology annotation, molecular function: ATP binding; asparagine-tRNA ligase activity. Lineage: Eukaryota; Fungi; Ascomycota; Pichiomycetes; Serinales; Debaryomycetaceae. Gene Ontology annotation, biological process: asparaginyl-tRNA aminoacylation. The record is from RefSeq and is a predicted model, not a curated record. Gene Ontology annotation, cellular component: mitochondrion. The transcript has a single exon. Bases 1 to 1497 code for a protein of 498 amino acids.
AUGCCAUCAAGAUGUGUAUCAUUAAAUUUCAAGGCAUAUUUCAGCGGGUUAAAACCUACUAUUAAAGAUUUAUUUAUAGCACCUCCUAGUAUUGAAUCAACCAUUUCAACUCAAGGGCACAUUAAAUCUAUCCGUCAGUUUAAAAAUAUAGGUUUUAUUGACUUAUCAGAUGGAACUACGUUUCAUAACUUAAGUAUUGUCUUACAGGAUCCUGAAUCUACGUUUUCCAAAUUGCACUUGAAGGUGGGCCAAAGCAUCAAUGUUGUAGGAAAAUGGAUUGAAUCUAAAGGUACUCAAAAAUAUGAAGUUUUAUAUAAUCCGGAGGCAAUUGAUCAUAGUCUCCAUAUUAUAGGAGAUGUGGAAGAUGCAUACCCUAUUCAGAAGAAAACCCAAACGUAUCAAUUCUUGAGAGGAUUGCCAACUUUGAGACAUAGAACUGCAUCAUUGGCCUCUAUGUUGCGCUUUAGAUCGUUCAUGGAAACUAAAUUAAUGGAAUUUUUCAAUAGUCAGAAUUUCACUAAAACUACACCUCCGUUGAUUACUAGCUCUGAUUGUGAAGGAGCAGGUGAACAAUUCAAAAUCGAGCAGUUGCAUAGAAAAGAAGUCGUUGUGGAUGGCAAUGUUCAGGAAGAGCAUUUUUUUGGUAAACCUGCCUUCUUGACUGUUUCCACUCAACUUCAUCUUGAGGUAUUGACGUUAUCUUUAAAUAGGGCUUGGACUUUAACCCCGUGUUUUAGAGCAGAAGAUUCUAAUACAAAUCGUCAUUUAAGUGAAUUCUGGAUGUUGGAGGCUGAAAUGUGCUACGUCGACCAUGUCAGUCAAUUAACUGACUUCACAGAACAAAUGAUAAGAUACGUCACAAGUGCAUUGAAAUCCGAAGCUGUAAAUGAACAAUUCAGUGGGCAAUCGACUGAUUUGCUAAGCUCUAGAUUCAAGAAAGAUGAAAUUGAAACAUUGAAGAGCAGGUGGAACACGAUUUUGGCUCCUGAAAAAUGGCCCUCCAUAACUUAUUCUGAUGCUAUCGAUAUCAUUAACAAAAUAAAGAAUAAAAAUAGACUGAAAAACCGCUUGAAUUGGGGUGAGGAUAUCCUGACUGAACACGAAAAAUGGCUUGCUAGCACCCAUUUCCAAUCCCCAGUUUUUAUUACUGACUACCCAAGAUCUCAAAAGCCAUUUUACAUGCCCAAAUCUCAUCCAAGUGUUUACAAUCCGGACAGACCAACAGUUGCAUGCUACGAUUUGAUUUUACCGGAAAUAGGAGAGCUAAUUGGCGGCUCAAUGAGAGAACAUAACUACAAUAACUUGGUACAAGAAAUGACGAGGAGAAAUAUGAACUUAAAAGAAAUGGAAUGGUAUUUAUCAACCAGACUCAAUGGUACGGUUCCACAUGGUGGUUUUGGUAUGGGUUUUGAAAGAUUACUUUCCUAUCUUGGAGCAAUGGAAAAUGUCAAGGAUGUCAUACCUUUUCCUCGUGUCCCCCAAUCAUGCAACUGUUAA